Molecule: messenger RNA, 1266 nt
Organism: Fusarium oxysporum Fo47
Lineage: Eukaryota; Fungi; Ascomycota; Sordariomycetes; Hypocreales; Nectriaceae
Product: glycosyl hydrolase
Exons: 4
Coding region: 1-1266 (421 amino acids)
Biological process (GO): carbohydrate metabolic process
Molecular function (GO): hydrolase activity, hydrolyzing O-glycosyl compounds
Source: RefSeq, a predicted model, not a curated record
AUGGCACAACGAAGCCAUCUCCAAAUUUACCCUGGCGCUACCUGGACUGCCGAUAAUGGCCAGCACAUUCAGGCUCAUGGCGGAGGAAUCAUCAAAGUAGGUGAGCGAUAUUAUUGGCAUGGUGAAGACAAAACAGAGGGCACCAAUUUCCGGAACAUCAACUGCUAUAGCAGCAAUGAUCUCGUGGAUUGGCACUACGAGGGUGCCGCCUUAACUCGUCAAGAGUCGGGCGAUCUCGGCCCAGAAAGGGUUGUAGAGAGACCCAAAGUCAUCUUCAACAAAUCCACCAACAAGUACGUUAUGUGGAUGCACAUUGAUGACCCUGUAUAUUCCCACGCGCUUGUCGGAGUAGCAACAGGUGACACUGUGAAUGGACGAUUUUCGUACCAUGGGAGCUUCCGCCCUAUGGGAUGUGCUUCUCGAGAUAUGGGGGUUUUUGUCGACGAUGAUGAUAAGGCCUACUUGAUGAGUGAGGAUCGCAAACAUGGACUCCGUAUUUUCGAGUUGUCGCAAGACUAUCUAUCGGUAGAUAAACUCGUCCAUUUAUUCCCUGAAAACUUCGAGAGCCCAGCCAUGAUCAAGCAGAAUGGAUUAUACUACUUGUUCGGUUCGCAACUGACGUACUGGUAUGCGAAUGACAAUAAAUACACGACUUCAACAUCCUUGUCGGGCCCUUGGUCACCAUGGGAGCCCUUUGCCGACGUCGGGACCAACACCUACGACUCGCAAGUCACAUUUGUCUUACCCACGGGGUCUGGGACGCUCUACUUGGGAGACCGAUGGGAAUUUCCACCGCUCCCGCGUAGCACGUACGUGUGGCUAAUGCUCAAUAUCGACGGUACCAAGGUCACAAUGCCUCCCGCCACAAGCUUUGUCCUUGACCAACAAGAUGGAGCGGCGGGGACGCGUUUCACGAACAAGAUGUUGAAGCAGUCUACGAACGGUGAAAAUGGCCGCAACACAGAUGGAGAUAAACAGAGAUUGGCCAACUUUGAGUUCGAGACAAGCAUGGAAAGUGGCGCAUCUACACUGGUCUUUCAGUAUACAACUGAAGGUGACAAGGAGCAAAGCGUUCUCGUGAUGAUCGAUGACGAUUUCAAACAACAGGUGGCCUUCCUUGCAAGUCCAGGGCCUGACAAAGUCGCUUUGAGUACGGUUCAUGUGAUGAAAGGGUUCUCAAAGGGAACACAUUCCGUUACGGUAGUGGGCUCUAGCGGUCAAGGAACAGAUCUUCGUAUUGAUGGACUCAUCAUCCCAAAUAUUUAG